AAAACGAAUGUCACGUGAUUUGCUCCCGCCCUAUCAGAGGAAGUCGGAGCGGUGCAUUCUGGUACGGAUUUUGCUUGGAGCUUUGGUUGGCAUCAACAAAAACCGGUUACCGAAGUGCCAGCGAACACACAGCCGCCUCUGCUCCUGCAACAGGCCGUGCCCCGCUCCGUGCACACACAGUUAUACAGCUCAUCCGCUGAUGCUUUCAUGAUGCAGCAUGUUCAUCUAGUACCUGAGGAGGAAGAAGAGGACUUGUAUUCUGGUUACAAUGAAUAUAAUCCCACCUAUGACACCGAGGACUUGGACAAUGAUGUGGCUUUUCAGCAAGCUGUCAAGACAAGCCAUGGGCGACGGCCUCCGAUUACAGCAAAAAUCCCAGGUACUGCUGCCGUGCGCCCCGUUGGAACUGGAUUUGGUCCCAGAGUCAACCUCUCUUCCUCCAUGGGGAGACCUAUGACAGGAGCUGUACAGGAUGGAGUAGCUCGUCCAAUGACAGCCGUUCGGGCAGCUGGGUUCACAAAAACAGCUUAUCGAGGUUCCAGUUUUGAUCCCCUGGGCCAGUCCCGAGGUCCUGCACCUCCUCUGGAAACUAAGAAUGAAGACACGCCUGACGAAAAGAUUAGACAAUUAGAGAAAAAAGUGAAUGAAUUAAUAGAAGAAAGCUGUAUUGCCAACAGUAACGGAGAUUUAAAUCUGGCCCUGGAAAAAGCUAAGGAAGCUGGGAAGAAGGAGAGAGCUUUGGUGAGACAGCGAGAACAAGUCUUGUCCCCAGAGAACAUUAAUUUGGACCUUACGUAUUCGGUGCUGCUAAACCUGGCCACCCAGUACUCCGCCAAUGAAAUGUAUUCAGAAGCACUCAGCACCUACCAAGUGAUUGUGAGAAAUAAAAUGUUCAGCAAUGCAGGCCGCCUGAAGGUGAACAUGGCAAACAUUUAUUUAAAACAGAAAAAUCACUCUAAAGCCAUCAAAUUUUAUCGUAUGGCUCUUGAUCAAAUCCCAGGUGCCCAUAAGGAGAUGAGGAUCAAGAUCAUGCAGAACAUUGGGGUGACAUUUGUCAGGACCGGCCAGUAUGCGGAUGCUAUCAACUCAUUUGAGCACAUCAUGAGCGAGUCUCCGAAUCUCAGUGCCGGCUUAAAUUUAAUCCUUUGUUACUUUGCCAUUGGGGACAGAGAUAAAAUGAAAAAAGCAUUCCAAAAACUGAUUGCAGUACCGCUAGGAAUUGACGAUGAAGACAAGUAUGUUUCCCACAGUGACGAUCCUCACACAAACUUAGUGAUGGAAGCUAUUAAAAAUGACAGUCUUCAUCAAAUGGAACGCGAAAGAAAAGCAGUGGCUGAAAAAUACAUUAUGACGGCAGCAAAGCUGAUUGCACCAGUUAUCGAAACCUCUUUUGAUGUCGGCUACGACUGGUGUGUGGAAGUUGUCAAGACAUCGCCGUAUGUGGAAUUGGCAAAUGAUUUGGAGAUCAACAAAGCCAUUACCUACCUGAGGCAGAAGAACUUUACACAGGCUGUAGAAACCUUACAAAUGUUUGAGAAAAAAGACAGUAGAGUAAAGAGUGCUGCAGCGACCAAUCUUUCCUUCCUCUUCUUCCUGAAAAACGAGCCCUCCCAGGCGGACCUGUAUGCGGAUUUAGCCGUAUCCGCCGAUCGCUACAACCCAUCAGCACUAACCAAUAAAGGCAAUGCUGUGUUUGUAGGCGGAGACUAUGAAAGAGCAGCUGAAUAUUAUAGAGAAGCUCUGAGGAACGAUUCGUCCUGCACGGAGGCGCUGUAUAACAUUGGUUUAACAUACAAGAAAUUAAAUCGCCUGGAGGAAGCUCUGGAUUUCUUUCUUAAGCUCCACGCCAUCCUCAGGAACAGUGCCCAGGUUCUCAGUCAGAUAGCAGACAUAUAUGAAAUGCUUGAGGAUCCUAACCAGGCAAUUGAAUGGCUCAUGCAGCUUAUCAGCAUCGUACCUACGGACUCACGUGCCCUUGCUAAACUUGGAGAGUUAUAUGAUAUGGAGGGUGACAAGUCACAAGCUUUCCAGUACUACAGUGAGUCCUAUCGCUAUUUCCCCUCAAACAUUGAAGUCAUUGAAUGGCUGGGAGCCUACUACAUUGAGACACAGUUUUGCGAAAAAGCCAUUAGGUACUUUGAAAGAGCUGCUCUUAUUACACCGAAUCAGGUGAAGUGGCAGCUGAUGGUGGCGAGCUGCUAUAGAAGAAGUGGUAACUAUCAAAAAGCCCUUGAUAAAUAUAAGGAUAUUCACCGGAAAUUCCCGGAUAAUGUUGAAUGCCUGCGGUACCUGGUGCGGCUGUGCACAGAUACUGGGUUGAAGGAAGUGCAAGAAUAUGCAACAAAGUUGAAGAAGGUUGAGAAAAUGAAGGAAUUAAAGGAACAGCGGGUAAGAUCUGGCAGAGACGGGAGCGGCCGUAGUCGGAGAGAUGGCAGAGAGGGCAGCGCAAGCAGUGACAGUGGGCAGAGCAGUGGAACCAGUGCUAAAGGAGAACGUCUUAGUGCUAAACUGAAAACCCUACCAGGAGCCAAUGACCCCUAUGAGACCAGCGCUAAUAGAGAUAUCGAUGUUUCAUAUGUAGACCCUCUGGGCCCCCAGAUAGAGAGACCGAAAACUGCUGCACGGAAACGAGUGGAAGAGGAAGAGUUUGCAGAUGAAGAAUUAGGAGAUGACCUUCUCCCUGAAUAAUUAGUUAAUGAUUAACUUAUGUUUGUGCCUGUUACGGUUCUGUAUCUCGUGAUCCUGAAUUUGUGACUUAAUAGAUUUAUACUUGUUUACUACACUUCUAUUGUAAAUGCUGGACAUUAAAUAUUUAUGUAUGUCAAGAUACCACAAAUUUGUUGUACAGUGUGACAUUAAAAAAGAUUCUGUCACUUU
Pseudophryne corroboree (corroboree frog) is the source of this 2877-nucleotide messenger RNA. It is a transcript of the gene IFT88, whose product is annotated as intraflagellar transport 88. Gene Ontology annotation, biological process: non-motile cilium assembly; intraciliary transport; inner ear receptor cell stereocilium organization. NCBI's taxonomy places the organism in Eukaryota, Metazoa, Chordata, Amphibia, Anura, Myobatrachidae. Gene Ontology annotation, cellular component: centriole; non-motile cilium; ciliary basal body. The record is from RefSeq and is a predicted model, not a curated record. Gene Ontology annotation, molecular function: kinesin binding. Bases 208 to 2688 code for a protein of 826 amino acids. The transcript is spliced from 26 exons.